This is a messenger RNA of Humulus lupulus (European hop), 923 nucleotides long. RefSeq lists its product as uncharacterized. The record is from RefSeq and is a predicted model, not a curated record. The transcript has 3 exons. Gene Ontology annotation, cellular component: mitochondrion. Bases 85 to 549 code for a protein of 154 amino acids. Lineage: Eukaryota; Viridiplantae; Streptophyta; Magnoliopsida; Rosales; Cannabaceae. Gene Ontology annotation, molecular function: structural constituent of ribosome.
CAUUCCCAUUGGUCAUUGUCCUCUGAGGCCUGAGCCCAGCACUAAAAGGAAAAGCCCUCAUUCAGAGCAAACUUGAAGCUGAAAAUGGCGAACACUCUCGUAACCAGAGCCGCAACCGAUCGGAACCUAAACAGCAUCUUCAAACUUUCAUUGAACUUCUUCAGAAGCUUCAGUACUGAAUCGCCUUCACCUCCUUCCCCAAGCCCUAGCGCUUCGAAGAAACCCAAACGCAAAAAGAAGAAAAACCUGUUCGAGGUGGCUCAGUUUCUGCCCAACUGGGGUCUUGGCUACCACAUGGCCAAAACUCACUGGACUGGGGUCUCAUACGAGAUCACUAAAAUUAAUCUCUACAAGGAUGGUAGACAUGGCAAGGCAUGGGGAAUCGUACACAAGGAAGGCUUGGCAGCGGCUGAUGCUCCCAAGAAAAUAAGUGGAGUCCACAAGCGGUGUUGGAAGUACAUCCCGAACUUAACCAAAUCAUUAGGAAGUGAGCCAAGCAUGGCUAAACCAUCAGAAAAUGUUUCAAAAGAUAAUGCUCAAGCUGCUUGAUGAAAUUCCAUUUGUGUUAUAGGUACCUUUUUGGAUUUUAUUAAUUGUCUUUUAUUAGCUCAGUUGCCUAUUUUACGCACCAUUGUAACAUCCAGGUUCUUUGAAACUAGAGAAUUUUGGCGAUGCAAAUUGUUGUCAUGGAUUAGUUUGAGGCCAGAAUAGUUUUCUAUGAGAUUUCUUAUCUUUUGCGGGUCCUAGUGCUGUUUGUUUUAGAUGGGACCAGGUUCUUUCAGAAUUGAUAUCCAAUAACCAGUGCGUUAGCGCCAGCUUAAGGCAUCAUGCAGGCUUAGAUCUGGAUUUUAGUUUUGGGUUCUUGGAAUAUUUUUGUAUCUUGUCCCUAAAAUUAUUUACUUUACAUGUAUUCUUUUUUUUUU